AAUCUAAAUAGAUUAAUUAAUUAAAGCGAUCUAAUUAUAAAAAAUAAAAAAGAAAGAAGAAAUAAAUAGAAAGAAAGAUGAAAGAACAAAAAGAGCGUACCACCGCAUAUCCAAAAGCAAAGAUGAGUAAGCCAGUUACUACGACGUCGUUCCGGAGCAGAGUAAGAGGGGACGCCUGUGGUGGUUCUUCCGUAGCGGAGGUGGAUGGUUGAUUCAGAGUAGCGCGUGGUGGAGGAGGGGGUGCUGGUUGUUGCUGCGAAGGAGGAGGAGGUGUUGUUUUUUGUGGAGGAGGGGGAAGUGGUAGUUUCUGUUGCGGAGGGGAAUUGGUUGGUGAGGGAUCAGGAGAUUUACCUGAUGAAAGAAAAGGUGGAAGUGGUCGUUGUUGUUUAUCCGGAAGCGUUUUUCGUAAUGGAGAAUCCACUUCAGGAUGAUGUGUAGGUACGUCAAGUGGAUUGAAUUUCUGUUUCGGUAUCGGAAUCCCUUUCGAUCCAGAUGAUUUUUUAGGUGACGGUGAUCGAGAUGAUGAUGAUGAUGAUGAUGAUGAUCGACGAGGUGGUGAUUGCUGAAGGGAUAGUGGAAAUUGAAGAAGAUAAUCUUCAGAAGAGGUUUGUUGUUCCUCAGCCUCAGAGGUUGGUUGAAUAUCAUUAUCAGGAGACUGCUCUUGUGAUUCUUGUGGAGGAGAUUCUGGCGGAAUUCUUGUUCUUGAAGGAGAAUUCGAUGGAGGAUCAUUUUCCGGUGACUUCACUUCUUUUUCUGGUGGAGGUAUGUCAAUUGGCUUUGCUGCAGUUGAUGAAUCUGAGUUUCCAGGUGCUGAAUUCGAAGUUCCAGGUGCUGAAUCUGAUUUUGGAGGUGAUUCAGCCAUGGUGAUUCUUGUUCCUGAAGGAGAAUUCGAUGGAGGAUCAUUUUCCGGUGCUGAAUUUGAAGUUCCAGGUGCUAAAUCUGAGUUUCCAGGUGCUGAAUUUGAUUUUGGAGGUGAUUCAGCCAUGGUGUGUGGUUGUUUCUUUCUCAAAGAAAACAGAGAUCAAGCAGUUGUGGUGAAGCUAGAAGCCCAGCUAGUAAUCAGUCCUUACGGGAAAGAAAGAAGCGGUCAGCAGGAUGCUGUUGGUUCAUCUGGAUGGUCAAAACAAAUGAGAGUGGUAAUGGAGAUUGCAUCUAAGAAACCUCAUUCUACACAAAAAAUGGGAAGGAAAUAGGGACAAAGUCAAUGGAAGACAUGGCUUGUGUAUUUACAAAUGGGAAUGGUCCUAAUGGAAGAAGAAUUGAGGGAAAUUUAUCGUAAAGGGGAGGAAGUGAGGAUAAUGUGUGUGUGUGCCAUGGACACUUUCUGUCUCCAACCGUGUUUGUUAAGCAUGCUGGUGGUGGAGAUAACAUGCUAUAAGCUAAUGAAACAUAAAGUCACGAUCCUAUUAAAGGACUUACAAGUUGAACAAUCAAUGAUCAGUGAUUCUACAUUUUUGUACUAUCAGAUAGCAACAGGGAAGCAAUUGAUUUAAUACUCAGAUACCAGCUGAAACCAAGUAUGUCUCUAUGAAUUUUAUGUUUGGAAUUUGAAACCAGCAUUGAAAACCCUAUUAUAUAAGAAAUUGAUUGUAAACAAUAUCCAGCAAAAUUUUGCCACAUGACAUGCAAGAGGGUGUAUUGGAGGCUAUAGCUAUUCAAGCAGCACCAGGCCAGGUACUAGUUGAUCAAUCUCUAGAUUUACAAAUGAAUGAAUUUAGUUCUUAUAGUCCUUGAAUUUAGUUUAAUGGUACAACUUUUCAUAUUCAAAUUAUGUCAACUAGCGUUCUAUUGAUGCUUUGUAAUUCCAAUUAUCGGUACAUAUCUUUCAUAUUCAAAUUAUGUCAAAUAGCGUUCUAUAGAUUGUGAGGAUGAUUUUCUUUUCCUUUGCCUUUCUAUUGAAAUAUAUGGAAAAUGAUUACUUAUAAUGA
Messenger RNA from Trifolium pratense (red clover), 1928 nucleotides. RefSeq lists its product as uncharacterized. The record is from RefSeq and is a predicted model, not a curated record. Lineage: Eukaryota; Viridiplantae; Streptophyta; Magnoliopsida; Fabales; Fabaceae. The transcript is spliced from 3 exons. The coding region runs from base 765 to 1193 and encodes 142 amino acids.